AUGUAUUUGCUGGAAUCCUGGGUGUGGCAAGAAUUUGAAGAGGAUAACUUUGCAAGGUUCAAGGAUGUUCAAGGUGUUUAUGGCCAGAUCGUUGGUUUGAAACGAAUCCUGAGCAGUUCUUAUCACAUCUCACGUGAAACCCGUGAUUUUGGGCUCCAGAGAAGGGUCCUUCCGGGGAGUCCCACCGGGCCACCAGGUCUAAAGACCACCGUAGGGAUGCUUCCCAUGGAGAGUCUUCCGCAGUUCUCACCUCCAAUCUCCGCCAGCGAGGCCGGAGCAGCGCGUCACCGAAAAGGAGUUUGCAAGCUGCCAGAAUCUGGGAGGUAUGAGAAGCUGGGCAAGAUGAAAGUCGAGGAGCAGAAAAUGCCUGAUAAAGAAGUUGCUCAGAAGAUUGCGGAGGUCCUGGCAGCUAGCCGAGAGAGGGCGCCCUUGAGCCCGCGGCAAGAGUUGAAGCGACGAGCAGAGCAGGCUUUGAAAGCUGCCAAAUACCGUGGUGCAUCACCAGAAACCCGAAAGAGGUACGAGGUGGAGAAGUCCUUUGAAGAUCGAGCCACCAAGGCACUCUCUGAGGCUGUUGCGCGCAGCAAGUGUACAGCAACCGGCCACGUGCAACUCUCAGGAGGCCCAAUGUACCCGUCUGCCGUCCACGGCGAUGCCCACGGAGACCGAUGGAGCGGCUAUGCCUACGAGGAGCCGAGUGUGGCUCCGGAGCAAGCGUGGGGAGCCCCCGCCGAGGCCGAAGAGUAUUUUGGGGCUUGGAGCAUGGAGGCUGGAAUGCACGCGAUGCCAGAGGUUGAGGAGUAUGGUGGCUAUGAUUCCUCGUGCUGGAUGCAGGAUGCCCGCGCUUCUGAACCUUGGCCUGUCCAGGAAGCUCUACAUAGCUGGGCAGGUGAGAGUGGCUUCGUUUCCGCAGCGCAUGACAGAUCACAGGGCGCAGGCGGCACAAGCCACACGUCCUUCGCGGCGAAGCGGACGCAUGCGGAGGUCACAGGGAACCCGCCCGCGCGGCAUGUCGAGGAGACUGAAGUCCUUCGUGCCUGGGCUGAGACGACCACGGCCGCCUCCAGCAAUCGCUCGGUGGCCUCGGCGGCGGACUCCAACUCGGAGGAGCUGGGGCGAGACGCGAACGACGACGAUGACGCGGAUGAGCUGCUGGCCAGUUGCUGGAAAGCUGUGGCUGAAGCAGCAGAGGACGAAACGACCGUUCUCUUUUUCGGAGCUCCAUAACCCGCUCCCCGAAACCAACCCGGGAGCGCCCGGAGCUCAGACCGAGCAGACCGUGAAAUCAGCGGUUUCAACCCGGGCGAUCGGGUGGAUUGAUUUUGCACCGAUGGAACAGAUGGAGCAGAAACACCGGGAUGACUCAGGAAAUUGGAUGAAAGUUGUUUCUAUCAGAUCUUAAUCUUCUCGAAACAUCUUAGAUCAGAGCCUGUCAGAGCCUGUCAGAGCCCUCAGGUUGUAUGAAUCAUGACUCCAGUUGGUCAUAGGGAACAGCCUAGCUGGUUGAACAGCCUAGCGUUCGAAUCAGUCUGUGGGUCAACAGCUGGUACUGAUGUUUGGGUGUAGCAAGGGUCCCUCUACCAACCUCUUUGCUGUUCUGUCAUGUAAGUGAGCACUACUUGGUUUCUGUGCGCGAUCAGAGACUCAGAGGUCAAAGGUGUUUGUCAAUUCGAAGUGAUUGACAGGAGCUGUCCUGAGGAGGAGGCACGGGGGACACAAAAGACAAUGCAUUGUGUUUAUGUGUUUAUGUGUUUGAAGAUGAACCGGGGAACAGGUAAGUACUUUUGAUCAGAGCUGAUUUGCCUUUCUGGGGCCUAAAGUACUCGAUUGUCAACGCACAUACCUUGGUGUCCUGUUUAGCAAGAGGGUUUCAUUUGAGUUCUGUCAAGAGCUUUUACAGCUUUGCACUUCGACACUUCAUGAAUGCAUGCUGAGGUCUUUGGCGUUGCAAUGCUUCACUGAAGAUUGCUGACCAAACGCGAAAGCAAC
Durusdinium trenchii is the source of this 1989-nucleotide messenger RNA. The record is from the annotation of a GenBank genome assembly. NCBI's taxonomy places the organism in Eukaryota, Dinophyceae, Suessiales, Symbiodiniaceae.